UCUCUCGACUCAUCGCGGAGUGUCUGGAUUCUUCCCACUCCGCAUUUCUCACCAUGUUUGGAUGCCAGUCUGGGUGCGUUGGACGUACGCACUCCAUCCAAAUAUUUAAAAAGAAUACGAAUCUAUUGAACUCUAGUUUAGGAUUGGUGGCCAAGAAACCACACUACCACCCGCCCGUUGACACCCUGUAAAUACCCCGCACAGCCCCAACACUCUCUCAUAGAAAGAUCCGAUAACCGUUUGUGAGAUUUUCGCCUCCAACUUCCGUUUUCGUUUCUUUCGGAGUUUCAAUCAAACAAAGUACAUGGUUGAACUAGAAGUACAGAUUCCCACUGCUUUCGACCCGUUCGCUGACGCCAAAGACUCGGAUGCCCCAGGAACAAAAGGGUAUGUGCAUAUCCGUAUCCAGCAAAGGAACAAGAAGAAGUGUCUGACUACGGUGCAGGGUCUCAAGGAGAACUUCACCUACGAGAAGAUACUCAAGGACAUCAAGAAGCAGUUCUGCUGCAACGGUAAUGUCGUGCAGGACAAGGUUAUGGGCAAGAUAAUCCAACUCCAAGGCGAUCAGCGCAAGAACGUGUCCCAGUUUCUUGUUCAGGCUGGGAUUGUGCAGAAGGAGCAGAUCAAGAUACAUGGUUUUUAAGGAUUUGGUUUGGUAAUAAGAUAAUUCUAGAAGUAUUUUUUAUGAUAUUUGAGUGUUUGUGGGUUUGUAAUUAAGCUAAUAAGAUCAUUCUGGUAGUGAAGCUUUUCUUCACGUAUUUUGGUUUGUUUUCCGCUUGGAUAACUUUGUUUCUCGUCUGAUUUCACGUUUUAUUCAAUGGGAAUUUCGGUGUAUUAUGAUGAA
Molecule: messenger RNA, 844 nt
Organism: Juglans microcarpa x Juglans regia
Lineage: Eukaryota; Viridiplantae; Streptophyta; Magnoliopsida; Fagales; Juglandaceae
Product: protein translation factor SUI1 homolog 2
Exons: 2
Coding region: 305-643 (112 amino acids)
Biological process (GO): translational initiation
Molecular function (GO): RNA binding; translation initiation factor activity
Source: RefSeq, a predicted model, not a curated record